CUGCAGCACACACGUGUGACGGAGGGGGUUCAGAUGAGCUCCUCGGGAGGAAAUGAAACUGAGGAAACGAGCACGUCGACAGGUAGUCGCGGGACCCUUGCCCUGACCGUGUGCUCCGCAGCCAUCGGAGGUACCUUCCAGUAUGGUUACAACAUCUCAAUCAUGAACGCUCCCACCACCUACAUCCAGAACUUCAUCAACGACACUUACGCCGACCGCUGGGGCGAAAGCCUGACCAGCCCGCAGGUGACUCUGGCUUGGACCGUCAUCGUGUCGGUUUUCUCGCUGGGCGGGCUGCUGGGAGCCCUGCUGGCGGGUCCCAUGGCGGUCCGCUUCGGUAGGAAAAAGUCUCUGCUCCUGAACAACUCCUUCCUGCUUGUCGGGGCCGUUCUCGUGCUGACCUGCAAAGUGGCCAGAUCUUAUGAGAUGAUAAUUCUCGCUCGUUUCCUGGUGGGGGUGAACUCGGGCGUAAGCAUGAACAUUCAGCCCAUGUACUUUGGAGAGAGCGCUCCCAAACACCUGAGGGGGGCCAUGGCUUUGUCCUCCUCGGUUUUCACCGCGUUUGGGAUUUUCCUGGGCCAGGUUGUGGGGAUCACCGAGCUGCUCGGGUCAGAGCCUCUUUGGCCCUAUUUACUGGCCAGCAAUGCCUUGCCUUCCAUGAUCCAGCUGCUCACCCUGCCCUGGUUCCCGGAAAGCCCCAGGUACCUCCUCAUUGAUCGCGGCGAUAAGGAGGCGUGUGUCCGGGCUCUCGGAAGACUCCGUGGGGGCAAGGUUCCCCCUUCGGAGAUGGAAGAGAUGCUUCAAGAGCAACAGCAAAUGACGGCGGCCAUAGCUCCUGGAUCUUCAGCUCCUUCCAAGACGCCUUGGACCCUGUUCAAGGAUCGUGACCUACGAUCCCAGCUCAAGACGGUUAUGACUGCCAGCAGCGCCAUGAUGCUCUGCGGCAACGAUUCGAUUUACUUCUACGCGUCCUACAUAUUCCUCGAGGCGGGGAUCUCGCCGGGGAAAGUUCAGUAUAUCACCAUUGGAACGGGGGCGUCCGAGCUGACCGCUUCCAUCCUUAGCAACCUCCUGAUCGAACGCGCGGGCCGCAGGUACCUUCUCAUAGGCGGCUACAGCCUCAUGUCCUGUUGGAGUAUAGUCUUCACCAUUGCUCUCAUCCUUCAAAGCCGGGGGGUGGCAGGGAUGCCUUAUCUCAGCAUGGCGUGUGUGUUUUCCUACAUCCUCAGCUUCGGCUUGGGUCCCGCCGGGGUCACGGGGAUCUUACCGGCUGAGAUCUUCGACCAGGCCGCUCGUCCGGCGGCCUACAUGAUCGCCGGCUCCCUCAUGUGGAUCAGCCUGUUCGCGGUCGGAAUGUUGUUCCCUUUCAUUGUGAAUACCCUGGGGAACUACUGCUUCCUGCCGUUCCUGGUCGUGUGCUCGGUGUCUGCUGUGCUUCUAGGGCUGAUGUUACCCGAAACAAAGGGCAAGACUCUGGCUCAGAUCACAGCGGAGUUCGAUAGGAAAAAUGGAAGGGAAAAUAGGGAGAGUCCUCACAGCAAGGUUGAUGAGCCUCUGAACAAUUACCAACUAGGAUCGCUCUCCAGCUCUUACUGGGGGAUCCUGGAGCGCUCCCAAGUCAAUUGA
Menidia menidia (Atlantic silverside) is the source of this 1626-nucleotide messenger RNA. NCBI's taxonomy places the organism in Eukaryota, Metazoa, Chordata, Actinopteri, Atheriniformes, Atherinopsidae. The record is from the annotation of a GenBank genome assembly.